Messenger RNA from Nannizzia gypsea CBS 118893, 1281 nucleotides. RefSeq lists its product as hypothetical. The transcript has a single exon. The coding region runs from base 1 to 1281 and encodes 426 amino acids. NCBI's taxonomy places the organism in Eukaryota, Fungi, Ascomycota, Eurotiomycetes, Onygenales, Arthrodermataceae. The record is from RefSeq and is a predicted model, not a curated record.
AUGGAUAGCUUGGGCGGUUUGUCUCAUCCCAAUCCAGUCGUCCCCGCGCCGUCAAAUUCUGUCUUUGCAAGCCUGCAUCGCAGAAGCCGCACCGCCGACUCGCCCGGCUCGGUCACCAAGACCCUAGAAACCAGGGACGCUGCAGCUAGAGAUGCGAAGCGAUUUCUCCUCCAGGCUGUCCGGAAUGAUUGGGCUUACCCUCCACGCCCGGCAGCCCUUGCUGCUGUUGAAGCAGACACCGCAACGGCCCCUGCUGCUGGCGCGCCGGUAGAAGCUCCACAGGAGCCGCGUGAGAUAGCAUGGAAGCACCGGGAGAUGGACAACUCGGGCUCAGACUGGGAAGACCCGCUGGAAAAUGCCGAAGGAAAGGAUCCGUAUCGGUUUGAGUCGCCUGGGGCCAUUGCGCGGGAGCUGUCGGAUAGACGCAGGAAGCGCCGCAAGAUACUGGAGGACGAGAUGACGUGGAACGAGGGCCUGAGUCUCUGGACGGCGAGACGGGAUGCCUGGACAGGUGCAAAGGCGCCCGAACGGCCCGGGGAUGCUGCUACAGAUGGUGCAAAGGCGAAGCUAGAGGCGUACAGGCAGUCAAUAAGCAGCGAGGAGAGCUAUAACGGGAGCUACGAUACAGACCUGGUUGAUACAGAGUCGCAAUAUACCCUUUCCAGGCCUGCGUCCAACGCCUCAGCCACUGCUCAUGUCAAACUUUCAGAAGCAGCAGCAGAUAACACAUCUACGAGGGACAAGGUAGAGCAUCUUACCGUCUCUUUGGACCGUCAAGCUGCCACCGCAGAAGACGUAAAGGAGGAAGUAGACGACGACGAUGAUGAGUGCCUGGUGCCCAUCAUGGGGCCUCUGAUUCCCGACUCUAACAUGCUACGAGCCGCCAUCACUCCCAAUGUCUAUCCAGCAAUUUACAGCAGACUCGUCAUCCAGUCGAACACGCCCGCCGUGCCCAUCAACCUCUCCCAUAUGACCCGCGCCCUGGUCCAGGGAUGGAAGACAAACGGCGAAUGGCCUCCAAAGCCAACCCCGACCAAAGAUGUGCCAGUCAUUAAACGGCCGAAGCAACCGGCUGCCAACACCAGUGCUAACCUCAAUGUUAAUGAACACGGUGAAUUGCGGGAUGGCAAGGGAAGAAGGCUGUCCGGCGUCAGCAACGCAGUGAAAAAGGUUCUUGGACUGUCUUCCUUCAACUCCGGGAAUAGGCUGCAUCUACGCUCAAACAGCCACAGUGGUUCCGUAUCCAGGCUUCCAACGGAGGAUUCUCUCAACAGACCUUGA